This is a messenger RNA of Temnothorax curvispinosus, 2225 nucleotides long. RefSeq lists its product as uncharacterized. The record is from RefSeq and is a predicted model, not a curated record. The transcript is spliced from 2 exons. Lineage: Eukaryota; Metazoa; Arthropoda; Insecta; Hymenoptera; Formicidae. Bases 266 to 2041 code for a protein of 591 amino acids.
CGUAAAAAGAGGGCACAACAAAAUGGUGGCAGCGUGAGGGAUCCAGUGGCAGGAAGACGGGAACGGCAGCUGAAACAGAAAAAUAAGUGAAUCAGUGAGGCAGUGCAACAUCCUCAACGGAGACACAGGCAGCCAGAUUCAAAAACGGCGGACAACACGGUAGCGGCCGACGAGGGACAAGCGAGCAGCGUAACCCGAGAAGGCGCCGACCUACCUCAACGGAGGCUCACCGACAGAUAAGGCGGCACGAGCAUCCACUAGCAAUAUGCGACUAGCAACCGUAAUGACGCUGAUCGUCGUCCAGCACUUCGCGAAAAAAGCGAAACCUGAGACAGCACCAUCGUACGAGAUACGACAAUUCAGCAGCGAGCCGGGAAUAUACUUUGAGAGGACCGGACAAUUGCAACAGGUAGAAGCUACUUGGAAACUAGCGAUUAAAAUCGACGUAGCAGCCCUAGGAAACCGAUAUCACCAACUUCAGGAAUUUCUACAGCAAGCCGAAGAAGUAUGCGAAACGAUAAUCGCAAAGGACACGCAGCAGACGUGCAAAAACAUUCUCCAUAUAAUAGAGAAAAAUAACAAAAAAUUAACGCAAUUAUUAACGCGAUUACAGACUAUAUAUAAAACAACUAAUAAUAAGCGAGGGUUAAUAGACGCGAUCGGCACGAUCAGCAAAACGCUGUUCGGCACUAUGGAUGCCGACGACGCAAAACACAUACAGGAGCAGCUUGAACUGAUACAAAAUCAGCAACAGAUUCUACGGCACACCGCUAAAAGUCAAUUAAAGGUGAUGAAUGCCACGAUAGGCCACAUGGAGGCCUUAGAAAAAUCGUUAUACCACAACGAACAACUGAUGGCGAACGUCACGAGACGGAUACAGCUGGAAACAGCACUGUACGCCAAAAGAGAAGAAAUAGACGAACAGCUUUUAAUACUAACCACAAUUACAGAGGACCUAAUGGAAGACGUAAAAGACACAAUAGACUACCUCACAUAUUCGCGGGAAGGAGUAAUACUCACCCGCCUAUUGCCAAUAGAAGAAAUAAUAAUCGAACUACAAGAAGCAACGUCACAAUUGACGCAGGGAUCCCACUUUCCGUUUAAAACUAGAGUAGAAAAUUGGAACGAGAUACAAAACUAUGUAAAAAUUAACGCAUAUUAUGAUAAACCGAACAUUUAUACGAUAAUCAAAUUUCCCGUGGUAGCAUACCCCGUGUAUGACAUAAUAAAAACAACACCAUUACCUGUCCCUAACCACGCGAAUAUUUUCACAUUCCUAAGAAUUACUCACAACAUAUUAGCAAUAGACAAAGAGAAUCAUAAUUACAUAACGCUAGAGGAACGCGAUUUAAACGACUGUAAACGAAACGGAGCAGAGUACAUAUGUGACCGAAACCGCCCGAUAUAUUUUGUGGGGGCCAACGCACCCUGCAAAGUGCAAGUUUAUGUGGGGACGCCGGGAUAUGUAAACGCCUGCGAGAGGCGGCAAAUGGUGUCAGACGUAACUUUGUGGGUAGCGUUGAGCGAACCACAGGCGUGGUUGUUCUCAGCGCCGAGAAAACAAAAGAUAGCGAUCCAAUGUAACGAUCAGGCGGAACAAAAGGUAGAAAUCGAACGAACAGGAAAACUAAGUAUAAACGAAAAUUGUAAACUAACCACACCCGACAUUAUUAUAAAAACAAAAAGACAAACGACUAUGAGACAAAUAGAAAUGCACCUAGCAGAUUUUAACCUAACGCUAACAAACAUAAAUAAAAAUAUUAACGAACAAGCGAAGAAAGAAAUUAGAUUAGAACCUGUAAUUAGGAAUCCGAACGAAUUAAUGGAGUUAAGUCUAGAAAUAAGCGAUAUGAAUAAAGAAUUGGAAAAAUCCCAAGACACCCUAAUAAAAAAUCCCUACGUCACAUAUCCCGUAGGAUCGACACUUACGUUAAUAAUUAUAUUAAGCAUAGUAGGAAUAAUCAUCUAUGUAAUAAAAAGACAUAAGAAGCGAGCAAGCGCCCGACCGCACGGACAGGGCGACUCAGCGAUACUAUACUAACAAAUAAGAAGAAUGUAAUCUCAGAAACAAAUAAAGAAAAUAAAUCACCCUAAUAGAAAUAGAAAUAGGAUAAGCAGCGAAAAAACUGUAACGAAAACUACAGACCGUAGUUUCCUUCUCUCAAAGGGGGAGGGAUGUUGCGGCCCCAAUUAAAAUGUUAUAAUAAAAUAAGAAUAGCGUUAAG